Messenger RNA from Neltuma alba, 2688 nucleotides. Its product is annotated as TMV resistance protein N-like. The coding region runs from base 1 to 2688 and encodes 895 amino acids. The record is from RefSeq and is a predicted model, not a curated record. Gene Ontology annotation, biological process: signal transduction; defense response. Gene Ontology annotation, molecular function: ADP binding. The transcript is spliced from 5 exons. NCBI's taxonomy places the organism in Eukaryota, Viridiplantae, Streptophyta, Magnoliopsida, Fabales, Fabaceae.
AUGGCCAUUACUGUAUUUUCUAAGGAGUAUGCUUCCUCAACAUUUUGCCUAAACGAACUAGUCCAAAUCCAUCAAUGUAUCAAGAAAAACGGUCGACUGGUUUGGCCAAUCUUUUAUGAUGUGGAGCCUUCUGAAGUACGACAUCAAAGAGGAAAAUAUGGACAAGCACUAGUUACACAUCGACAAAACUCAAGGGCUGAUGAAGAAAAAAUGAAAAGUUGGAAGCAUGCACUACAUGAAAUAGCUGAUCUUAAAGGUUCAUCAUGUGAUCCAAGGAAAGAUUAUGAACAUGUACUCAUUGAAGAUACUGUGGACCACAUCUUUAGGAUAAUUCGAAGGGCCCCUCUUGAUGUUGCCGAAUAUCCAGUUGGUUUAAAUUCUCGCUUGCAAAAAAUAAACUCUCUAUUGCAACUGGGGUCAAAUGAUGAGGUUAUCAUGAUGGGAAUUUAUGGAACUGGGGGAAUGGGUAAAACAACAAUAACACGUGCAGUGUAUAAUACAAUUGCUGAUAAUUUUGAUUAUUUGUGCUUUCUUGAUGAUAUCAUAGAAGGAUCUGGAAAACAUGGCCUAGAACAAGAGCAAGCCAGGAUGCUUUCAAAACUCUUAGGAGAGAAGAUAGAAAUUGAAGAGAUUAGUCAAGGAGUUAAGCUCAUAAAACGAAUGCUCAAAGAUAAGAAAGUUCUUUUGAUUCUUGAUAAUGUAGAUGAACGAAUGCAGUUACGAAAGUUAGCUGGGGCAUGUGAAUGGUUUGGUUGGGGGAGCAGGAUCAUUAUAACAACACGAGAUUUUCAUUUACUCAAGAGUCAUGGGGUUGAAAGAAGAUAUGAAAUGGAGGGAUUAAAUCAUGAAGAGUCUCUUGAAUUGUUAAGUUGGAAUGCCUUUGGGAAGAUGCAAGUUGAUGAUCCAAGGUACACAGAAGUUGUGAAUGAGGUGAUAAGUUAUUCCAGUGGUCUUCCCUUGGCCCUUGAAAUAUUAAGCUGUGAUUUGUAUGGUAAGAAUGUAAAUGAGUGGAAAUCUAUGUUGGAUGGAUGUAAAAGAAUCCCUCAUGGUAAGAUUCAACAAAUAUUAGAAGUAAGCUAUAAAGGCUUACAACAACUUGAAAAAGAAGUUUUUCUUGAUAUUGCUUGCUUCUACAAAGGUAGUGAAUUGGAAUAUGUCAAAAAGAUAGUAGCAAUUGCUCAUGAUUUUGACCCAGAUUAUCAUAUUGGAGUGUUGGUAGACAAAUGCCUUAUAAAGAUUUAUGGGGGCUGUUUUAUUCAAAUGCACGAUCUAGUACAAGAUAUGGGGAGAGACAUCAUUCGUCUACAAUCACCAAAAGAUCCAGGAAAACGCAGUAGGCUAUGGUCAAAUAAAGAUAUCUUGCGUGUUUUGGAGAGAAAUGAGGGCACAGAUGAAGUUAUUAUCAUAAUUCAAGUUGAAAGGUCUAAAUGCAUAGAAGUAGAAUGGAAUGGAAAAGCCUUCAAGAGUAUGAACAAUCUCAAAAUUCUUAUUCUUGAGAAUACAAAAUUUUCACAAGGUCCCAAAUAUCUCCCCAAUAGUUUAGCAGUAUUGAGAUGGAGAGGAUAUCCUUCAUCAAGUUUGCCACGUGGUUUUCGUCCAAAGGAUCUUGUUGAAUUCAAUGUGAGAGAUAGUUGUUUCAAUUCAACGGAAAUCAGUAAGAUAACGCAGAAUAUGAAAAUGAGUGUUUUGAACCUUGAAGGGUGCGAGUAUAUCAUUCACAUACCUGAUUUAUCAGGCCUCUCAAGUUUAAAGGAGUUACGGCUUGGUAAUUGCAAAAAUUUGAUUGAAAUUGAUAAUUCGGUUGGGCAAUUAGCAAAACUUGAAACUUUGAAUGUACGUAACUGUGCCCAGCUUACGACUUUUCCAAGUGAAUUGAAUACACCCUCUCUUUAUGAUCUGAAUCUGAAGAUGUGCUCAAGUUUGAAUUACUUUCCAGAAAUAGCAACUCGUGAAAUGAAAAUAAAAGAGUUGAAAUUGGUUGGAACUGGUAUAAAUCAAUUGCCUCUAUCAGUUGAAAAUCUUACUCAACUUGUAAAGAUAACACAUAUUGGAGAUGACACUGUGGGCAAGGGAAUUAGGUCAAUGAAGCUACCAAGUAGCACUUUUUUGUUGCCAGAACUUGAGAAGAUAGAUGUUGAAGGAUGCGAAGAGUUGCUUAUGGAAGUGGAGUCAAUGAUAUGUCCAAACAUAGGGAAUCUUCAACUACAAAGAUGUAAUAUAUCCAAUGAGAGCCUUCAUAUUUAUCUUACUUCAUUCCCCAAUCUUUGGUUUUUGGACUUGAGCGGCAGUGAUUUCACAAUUUUGCCCGCAUGCAUAGAACAUUGUCAAAAUUUGGAAAUAAUUAAGCUACGUGAAUGCAAGCAUCUAAUAGAAGUGGAAAAGGUUCCGCCUGGCAUACGAUAUUUGACGGCAGAAGAUUGUGUAUCAAUGAGUUCAGAGUCCAAAAAUUUAUUAUUGAGAAUUACUUGUAUCUGUAAUGCCCAUCAACAUUCAAUUUGGUUUUUAUGGCUACAACUUAGACAAUUUUUUGUGUGCCAGGGGGAAGCAUCCCAGAAUGGUUCGAUCACUGUAACAAAGGACGGUCCAUUUCUUUUUGGUUUCGUGACCCCCACCCCCCAUCUCUCUGUGUUUGUGCUAUUGCUCAACAAAUGGAGGAUCAUGAAUCGAUCCAAACAAAAGUGUUCAUAA